UCUCUCCCCCUCUGAAUCCCUCUCCUCUCUCUCUUUCUCUCUCUCUCUCUCUCUUCAUAUAUGUGACAAAGCUUUUUUAUAGAUAUAUACAAAUCACUAAAAUUUUGUGUUUGUUGAAAGUUGAAAGAUGAGGGCAACAAAGUAUCAUGGUGAUGAAAAGGAAAAAAUGGUGAUCAAUGGUCCACGUCCAACUCCAUUGAGGAUCAUCAACAAAGGCUCCCAUGUCAUCCACAAACAGCGAAACCAACAACACCCAAUAAUCACUUACACCAAGUCUCCGAAGAUCAUCCACGCGAAGCCUCGCGACUUCAUGGCCCUGGUGCAGAGACUCACUGGUCUCUCCUCUUCCUCGCGAUCGUCUGAAAACAACGAAACUUCACAAUCUCAACCUAGAAACAAUACUAAUAGUUAUGAAAUGAAGAGUAUCAAAGUUGAUGAUGAUGAGUCCUCUUCAAGCCUAAAAGAUGAGAAUUGUGGUGCUCACAAGUAUAGCUCAGUUUUGUUAUCUCCAAAUUUCAAUGUAAUGUUGCCUAGUCAAUUCUUGGCUGAUAUACCGC
Molecule: messenger RNA, 557 nt
Organism: Camellia sinensis
Lineage: Eukaryota; Viridiplantae; Streptophyta; Magnoliopsida; Ericales; Theaceae
Product: VQ motif-containing protein 8, chloroplastic
Cellular component (GO): nucleus
Source: RefSeq, a predicted model, not a curated record